Lineus longissimus is the source of this 12749-nucleotide messenger RNA. Its product is annotated as transforming growth factor beta receptor type 3-like. The record is from RefSeq and is a predicted model, not a curated record. The transcript has 14 exons. NCBI's taxonomy places the organism in Eukaryota, Metazoa, Nemertea, Pilidiophora, Heteronemertea, Lineidae. Bases 293 to 2758 code for a protein of 821 amino acids. Gene Ontology annotation, cellular component: cell surface.
UCAAAAAUACGUGUAGUUUCCACACGUGUGUGCUAUAAACAACGUUUGUAUGACCAUUUCUAGUAUCCUAUGCAUAUGCAUAUUGGGACUGUAUAAAAUUUCAAUAUCUUGCGGAUAUUAGGACCAAAUUUCAUCCCUGCUUGUUCAUCCAUAGUGCUGAUAUUCGCGAAUACUUUCGGUGACUUUUGCAUUGGUCACACAUUUUCACGGUUUCCUGUCGAAAGUGUGGAGGGACCGUUGAAAGCAAGAGGACUAGGAGCUACUCCCAUGUGGUAACCAGGACUAACUUACGAUGGGUUGCUCUCAGGGAGCCAUAAUUCUAUGGCUGAUAUCUUUGUUAGCUUUUAUGGAUCAAAUAGGGUCGAAUCGUUUGACAGACUGUGAAGUGAAAAAGGGAUUUACAUCACCGUAUGUUGAACCACUCUAUCAACAGACGCUCAUUCCUACUGGAUGUACGAGCAAGUCAUUGGCGAGAUCAGGGAGGGAGGUGCAUGUUAUAAGUGUGCUCAACUCACCCGAGAAUACAAUCAAAGUGAAAUUAAUGCCCAUGGAUAAAACGGAUGGUGUACUGGACAGGCAACUGGUAGUUGUCCUGCACAGUAUCCAACCCGUAACAUGGCAGAUCAUGGCGGAAAAUAUCAUCAACCAAACACGACGUAACGUAUUCCUGGUUUCGUCGCGGUCGCGGUUGGAGAACUUGACCAAGAUCAACAUCAAGCGACGGAGAACGGACCAGAUGCCCGAGAAUGACCAGCUGCUGUACGAUUGGGUGGAACAAAAGUUCCAUGCCGUGACGUCGUUUUCUCAAGUGCGGGAGGCAAACAGCAUCAUCAAGCGUGUUGGAAUAGACCCAUCUUUACCCGCUGAUUGUCACAUCGUGAGCAACUUCCAGACCACUUCCAUUCAACUUGCCAUGAUCCACAAGCAGAAGCUGGUCCAGGGGUGUGUCGUGCCCAGUGCCGUUCCUCUGGGAAGAAGGGAGGUCCACAUUAUUGAAGUCCACUCCUCAACCGUGGAGCAGUUUGGAACUCACACUGACAUCACUGUCGACAUCUCUCCUCUUCUCCCCAGUAAAAUCCUGACCAAGAACAUGGUCUUGGUUCUUGUGGCUCAUCGCUCUGCAAACGUCAUUUGGAAGAUCAACUCCAGGAAUCUGCGGGGAAGGAUUGACGUUGUGGGUAAUGACCUGAUGAACACGACUGGUGUUGCAUCCAUGGCUGUGACAGUCAGGCAGGACAACAUUGGCAGGGAGAGGGUGCCGCUAAUCAACUGGGUGAAGAACCAGUACGGCUUGCCGAGGUCUUACACUGAGGUCAGCCUGGCGAAUAGGAUCAGUAUCAGACUGGACGAGAUAGCGCCCCCUAGCACUUACAACAGAACUAACCGAACCAGCCGACGGCGGUCACCUUUCUUGAACCCGGAUGAGACGCGAUCAGCGUUACAGAAGUCUGUGAUGGUGACGUGUUUUAAGUCUGGCAUGCAGGUGACAGUGGCCAAGGCGAUUGUUCAGGUUUAUGGUGUGAUCAGGAACCACAUCUCAUUGGCAGACAAGGCAUGUCCCGCCAGCGAGAACCAGACUCACUACAUCUUGAACACGAUGUUGGACGGUUGUAACUCGAGGCGCAAGGAGAUUCCUGCUGGAGUAGAGUUUAUCAACUCUGUUGUGAUCUCCAAGCUUCCCCAGGAUGAUUCCAUUCCGGUAGAGGCUGGUAGCGCCUCCUAUCAACACGACGAUGCCUCGGGCGACGGGAUGAUGUCAGAUGACACGCGCAUGGAUGACGAGGAUCUGUACGAAUCAGAUGAUCGCAUCUCAUACCAGUUCAGCUGUGAAUAUUUGUCAUCUGACAAGGGUUUGCCAAAACAGAGCCCGCCGGUAUUACCAAGUUUCCCGCGCCACAAGAUCACUCAGCAGCAUGACGACAACCACGGCAAGAGAGAAUUCGGUCUGCGACUUUACGGAGACAGCAAAUUCCGCCGCCUGCUCUAUAUGUACCCACUAGCGGUACGCGAGGGAGAGAGGAUCUUCAUAGAGGCAGACCUUACAGGAGAUACCCGCCUGCGGGUGAACAUCCAUGCGUGUUGGCUGUCACGGACAGCGGGUUACCAUGACAAUGAGGAGAAACACUUGUUGAUCGACAAUGGAUGCCGGAAGGACAACACGGUCCAAUGGCACAAGGAUUCCAGUGAUGACAUGUCGGCCGUGGUCCUCCUCCAGAGGCAGCGUUUCAGCUUCCAGUUAUUCAAAUACUUCUCAACAGCGUUUGUGUUCCUUCAUUGUGACCUGAUGCUGUGUAGUCGCGAUGGUGUGUACGGCAGGCCAAGCAUUCAGAAGUGUAUGCAACCCAAUGAAUACUGCGUUGCCCAGAGCCAGAAGACAGGCUCAGACUCGUCACAGAAUAAGCAUUCUAUCUUCAAGGGACCGUUGAAGAUAGAAGCGUCUGACGCGGCCAACGUGCCCAUACUCAACAAUAAAAACUAUAAUAAUGACGACAUGAUGGCAGGUCUCCACCCGCGACCAUCAAACACGAAAGAUAAAGAGACGGUGCGACCAAUCAUCGUGCAGGGACUUGACUCGGGAACAGUCAUUGGCAUCGCGUUUGCGGCGUUCAUCAUAGGAGUUCUUCUCACCGCCUCGUUGUGGUAUAUCCACACACACACGGGCCCCGGCACCAAGCAGCACAAGCGCAAAAUGGCGCGGCGGCGUGGAGAGAGCAGUGGCGAGUCAACACCUAGCUCGUCUGUUCCAAUGGCGGUGUAAUCUUUUUAUGGACUGGGGCUAUUCUGAGAAAAUUUCACAUAAUUAGAACAAAAUUGACUUAAAGUGUCUCAACUUUGGAGUGAUUAUAAGAAAUGCUUCGUGAAAUUUUUAUCGGCAAUUCAUUAUAAUCUUGAUAUUGUUCCUGUCAAUGAUAAUAUUUACAAACUUGGCAGAAUAAUGCCUGUGGUAAGAAUCAUUGUUGAGCAGAGUGAUUUUCAACCUUGGACGUUUACUUUCGAGGCAUUUGUAAUUUUUGAAAUUUUCGAGAAUAAUUUUUGUGGAGGCAGAAUGCGUCCUCAGUCCUCAAAGAUUAACCUCGCGACUUGUGUACUCCAAGACGCAUUUAUUGUAUUCUUUAAGCAGCUGAUGUCAAGUCAGGUUUACAGUUGCCAUCUUGGAUGCAAAUCCAAAAUGGCGGCAUGCGGUGGUGCGCCUAAAUUUUCACCGGUUUAAGUCCGCUGAAUUUUGGGUUUUCGAAUCUCAGGUGACAUAAUAUAAUUUAUAAACCCAUAAUGCAGUGGUGCAAUUUAUGUAUAAAGCUCAGGACUGAUUUUUAAGACGAUUUAUUUGAUUUGCGGGUAUGAUACAAGUCGCCCUGUUUGCUCUUUUUGCCAUGAAAAACUAAUAUUAUAUUUUGUGGCAAAAACUCUGUCAUAUAACACGACAAGUCGUGUCUUCAUAUCAUGCUCAUAAAAAUGGUUAAAAUCUACAUUUCAUGAUUUCUUACGAUUUUUGAGUUGUACUCAAACUUUUCUGAAAUUCAGAAUUUCCUCUAGGUGAAAAUUUAACGGUGCCGCCGUAGAAGUUUUCUGAGGUCAGAAAUGUCUGUCAUCAUACCUCAAUAGUGUAACUACCUCUGUGGACAGUCUGGUCUUAUGAGCGUCGUACUUGCUUCAAGAAAUUUAAACUCAGGUUUUCAAGGUCGAUGGGCCGAGAGUGCUGAGAGCACUGUGGGCGAGGGUGAGAUAUUUGUACCUCUUUAGUCAGGAGAGUAUGGGUCAUAUUCGGUCAGACGGGAAGAUAAAAAAUAUGAGUAAGAAAGUAUGAUAAAUUCUUUGACUGUUUUCAAGCAAGGGCAUAUAGUGUUAAGAUGAAUGCUUGGGACACAGUCGAAUGUUAUUUGAGUGCUUGUUGUAGAAGCUGAGGUAAAUGUUCUGUAUACAAGCAAAUGUACUGAUACUGGUACUCGGUAUGUGAGCUAGAUUUCACGAGCUUGAGUCCUCUUGUGAGUGUACUCUGUAUACAAGCUAGAGUGCUCUGUGCACAAGCAAUGUACUCUGUAUACAAGCUAGAGCACUCACUACUAAAGUUUUAGCCCUGUGUAUACAAGCUUGCGUGCUCUGUAUAUGAACCAGUGUAUGCGGUAUAUACAAGCUAAUGUACUCGGUGUUCGAGUGAGUGUAGUUUGCAUGAGCAGUGAGUGUGCUCUACUUUAUUCUGAUUAAUGAAUCUGAUUAGCACACUUUCAAAGUAUAUAGAAUACUACUAUCGUAUUUCACAGGGCAUUAGAAUCGCAUUGUUCGCAAAGUGAACAUAGAAAUGAAAGAAGCGGGUUUUGACGCAUGUGACAUGUGUGCAGGUGAACAAUUACGACGAGAAAAGGUACGCUAAUCAGGAACCACGACUUUUUGUUUCAAGUUUGAUGAUUUUGUGGUUGAAACGGGUAUUUUAUGAUAUUAUGUUUAUAAGUGUAGUGUUGUUGAUGUGAGGUUGUGGGGACAUCUUUCAUAUCGGUGAGUCAGAAGGACUGUUGAUACGUUCAAGGUGAACUCACAGCCUCUUCAUGUAAAUCGUUUGUGUUGCAUGCAAAGAUAAUGAAACCUUUUUGGACCUAGGCCAAUUUUGUCUCUAAAUUGAGAAAAACGAAAUACUUCUUUGUAUAAUGUGCUUGUUGUGAGCGUAUCAUCGAUGUGCCAACAAUUUCAAAUCUUGAGAAAUUUUUCAGAAAAUUCAAAAUUGAUUUCUUUCUAAAAAUGCCCUCGGUCCCUGAAGGCUUAGACUUAUAGUUGUUGUACAGUGAGUUAAAGCCCUAGAGUUGGAAUCAUCUGGGUCUUUAAGGUCUACCUCUGCCUUCAUAGGGUAAUUUAGCUAUGAUGGAAUCGAAUGAUUUUUGUAUAUUUAAAUUGCUACUGUUAUUACUGUAUAUCCCAACUGGGAAAAAGGAGCUCAAGAACAUUUUCUAAUUAAUGUCAUGGGUCGUGAUGCGGGGCUCGGGGUUCCGCGGUCAUUUUCUAACUCUAGGUGAACUCUGUUGCAGAAUUUACUGUUGCGUCAUAUUUGUGUAUUUUUGGCUUUAGUAUGCUGUUAGGCAACCAGGGGGUGCUCAGGUAACAUUAGAGCAAUGGUUCAUUUGGUAUAAGGCCUUAUAACUCAUCCUUAAAAUUAUCAACUUAUCAACCAGUAAGACCAUCCGGUUUGAUUUAGUGUGGAAAUAGCCAAAAGUUUGAGAAAUCAAUGCAAUGGCAGCCCCCCCUGUAUGAUAAAAACAGUUUUGCCAAGAUAUUGUUCAGGUUGCCUAUCAGUGUGAUGUUUAUUGUUCGUUUAAGUGAUUAAACUAUUUUGCCCAGCAACUCCAGGGAACUUCAAACAAAAUGCAGUUGACAGCUUUGUCAUCCCAUGACUGUUGAUGCAUUCUUUGUAAAAGGCCUAAAAUAUGAUUUGGAGAGAAAUUUUCUAUUAAGAAAUUGUGAGCUUUUGGUAACUGUGUUUUCUAUCUGAAAAAAUGUCUAUUUGUGCAGUAUGUCGAAUAAAAUUUCACUAAUUAACUGAUCAUCGCUAUGUAACGAAAUGCUAAUUAACUGAUUGUUGCUAAUUACCGCUGGUCACGGAAAUGUCUUCUGUUGACCUCAGGAAUUGUACAGUAAAAUUAUUGGGAGAUGUUUGCGUGAUCAGCUGGGAAUAAUCGACUCAUUUGUUUAGACUUGGUGUGAAAAAUAGUAUUUUUUUCCGGAACAAUCUUUUCUGAUAUAAUGUCAGCAGAUGCUAGGCAAUCUUCUCUGGCCCAGUUGCUCAUCAUUUCAUUGUGUACAUGUAGACUUAAAGCUUGAUGUAAUAGGCUUCGUGACAAAGGGGACUCAUUGAAAGGUGUUUCUGAUUCAUCAAUGAAAUUGACAGAAAUUAAGGUAUUAUAAAUUCGUGUUCAAAUUUUGAUAUUAUGAAAAUCAUGUAAAGUUUUCAUGACAGCACCCUUGGUCAUUUAUGUGUUAUGUUGAAUCUAAAAACUAUCUGUGCUUCCAGUAAACUGAUCAACAGUUCAUUUUCAAUUCAAAAUUGCUCCUUUGACUUUGCUGUAAACCGGUGUAUGGUGUUGUACUUAAAAACAUUGAACAACUGGGCCGCUCAUACUUUGUGUUACUCUGUUCUCCACCAGGCGUCGCUUCAUAGCUUAUUCAACACCGGCAUAAUUUGACCGAAUCUGUCAAAAGAUUUUGGACGGAACUGGAGAAGGAUUAUUCAGAUGGUAAAUCGGAUGAACUUCUCUUGAAAUAUUUUCCCACUCCUUUCUUCAUUUUUGAGAAAAUUUGAGCAGAGGGUGUGGUCUGCUCAAGUCGGGGAUUGAACAAACACCCUUCCACACCUCGUUUUUUGGGCAAUUUCAAAGAAAUGAAUGUCGUCUGCUCAUGUUGGGCUGAAUGAAUUGAGGAAAAGUAGGAAAAGACGUCUGCUGGAGAACAGUAUUAUAAAUCCUGAAUUUGGGCAUUGACUUUGUUAUACUCUUGGUAUUAGCUGCUGCAAGGUUUUAGAUGCCACUUUUCGUGGGUAAUGAACUCAAUUCAACUAUCAGUAAAUUGGUUAUUGAUGUGAAAUAUCAAGUCAAAUUUAGGUAAUCAAUGCUAAUUCAUUAAAAUUGUAAAAAUUUGAAAUUGUCACUUCCAAUCAACAAAUUUCGAUGAAAAAAGAUGUGUUCAACGGAUCAUCUGAAUUUUGUGAGACAUGAGUCACGUUUGGUGUUUGAUGGUCAAAACGUCACAGUAUUCUUCGCUUGGAUGACUACAUGUAGCUCUCUUGUUGAUUUCGUAUUAAAAGAAAAUGUUGAAAUUGAAGGCAGCUAAUUAGGUAACUCAGUCAAACAUUGAUGCGUUUAGCUUAGGUGCCGACUGUACCAUGCGAACACAAGACAGUCAUAACCAUGACGAUGGCAUCCAUGUCUGGGGCGGGAAAUUAUGGGGCAGCAUUUUUUGUACGUGGGUGUUUAAUUUCACGGUGCAUUCUAUCCUCAGUGUUUAUAUUUUGGGUUUCCUCUUAGGCAUCCACUUCAACAUAUCGUUGGUCAAGUUGUGACAGUUCUGUGAGAAGUUUAUCAUGUGUAGGCUUUUCAACACCAAUGGCAAGCAGCCUGGUAUUCAUAGAAAUUGCGACAUUAUACCGAUAUUUACAUUCUGUGGCGAAGGUUAUUCUCACCCUGUGGGACUUUGUGAAAUUUGGUUUCAAAUUUGGAGAAUUUCCAGGAAGAAAAAUGUCUACUGUGAGUAAGCAUUAUAUCCACUCGGCCGAGACAUCAUGCCACAAAUCGCCCCUUUUGAAUUGUAACGCAAAUGGUGAACCCUCAAAAUGUAUUACGCUUAUAAAUGAAUGAAACCAUUCUUGUGAAAAGGGUGUGAAAACACGUAAAAUCUCACUUAUCCGUUCAUGAUUGUAAUGCCUUUGGAGUGUGCUUUGCAAUUGUCACAAAGAAACCAUGGAUUUUUGAGGUUACAUAAAAUUCCACAUUUUCACAAACGUCUUGCAGUAGCAACAGUAGCGUAACUCAGUGGCAAUGGCACUCGACGGUGCUCAUAAAAUACUCACUCCUGCCAAGCCACAGGGCGGCGCUACGGGGUGCAUUUAAAAUCAUCACGAAAAAUAUUUUUAUAUCUUCACUAACAUUAGAUAAUCAUUGUAUCGAAUAUAAGCUUAAUAAUAGUCACUAUGACGAGGUUCUAAUUGGUUGUAAAUAUAAUAUUCAAAUUUGAAGUUCAUGUUCGAUUCUUUUGGGUAUUAUAAUCUAACGUGUGACUGUAACGACAGGCGGUCUAUUUUCAAUUUGACAUUGUAUAAAGCGGUAUUUGUUCGUAUUGUGUGUAAAGUGGUACAAUCAUACCUGUCAAUCGUUGAAUGUUGAAAUGACCUGGGCAUCAAACUCCAGAAUCAGCGGGAAAAAUCUCAACCAGAUUUGAAAAUAUAGAUAUUCUGACUUUGAUGUUUCCUGCAGAAUCUUGAGCAAGAAUUUGUCCAGUUUGGUGCGCAGGUCCUGUGUUGUAGAUAGGAUUCUCAGUAUAAUCCAAGUAUAUCUAGCAGUUCUCCAUUUAAGGCUUUCUCUUGUUGGUUGUGACAGGCACCAUCUUAGAAUAACCUCUCUCACUGGGUGAUAUGAAUAAAGUAUAGCAAUUGCUUUUACUUCAGUUUUGUACAGAAAGGCCCAGUGUAAAUGUACAUGGAGUUUUAGAUAAAAGCAUUUGCUAGUCUUUAUUCAUAUCACCCAGUAUCUACAGCUUCAUGCAAGAAUGUUUGACUCGAUUCAAAUGAAAAAUUUGUAACAUUUGUUUCCAAGUAAAAAAACUUUUUGAAGAAUUUUUUUUUUUUGAAGGGAAAGUUUUUCAUAUUGACGACAUUAGUAAGCAGAUUCGGCAGCCAAUCAAAAGGCAGCUUCCAUGUGUUGCGGGAAAUAUUGAAAUUUUUGGAUAUUUUUUCGUACUUUGUGACCGUGACAUAUGGAUUAGAUAUAGUCCUUCUAAUCUCUCUGCUUGUCUUUAUUGAUCCUAUGAAAUAAUCUCGCAAAAAUUGAAAUAUAAUGGCCAUUGACGAGUGAAACAAUUGACUACUUAACACUGUAAACAGUGGAAGGAAUUUCCUCUUAAACUUGAUCACCAUGUCAACCAAUGAACCUUUAACGACCAAUAAGAGAACGCCUUUGUCUUUUACCUCAUUGUGUAAAUAGUGUGGCAGGUAACGCCAUCGUUUAUUGCAAAUUGAAACUACAAUCACUACAUUUACGUUAUUAUAAUGGCAGCAGUUCAUACAUAUUAUCGUUGCAUGAGUGUGGUUCCGUAUCUGUGUUUAGAAACUAGGUCACCAUCCGAGAAAUUAGGUCGUUGUUACGUGUACGGUACUCCUUGCAACUGCUGCGUAUGACAUUUUGUUGUGGAUUAUGGUAGCUGGAAUUACGAAUUUACUUGCAGUUUUUUGCAGGAAUUGUAAAUUUAUAUGAAAAAUGGCAGACAAUGUUAAUUCCUUCUUUAGCACAUUCUGGCACGCUUUCUGACAUGUACGUCAUCUUAGAAAUUAUUUUUCUACACUUUGAGCGAAAAAUUUGAUCAAAAUUCGAUAAAUGUCAAUUUAGCAUGUCUUGGCAUAUAAACCUUCACCAGAUCAACCUGGGUACUCAUGUAAACAGUUCUGUAGACUUAUUGUAUCUCUACCUCCUUUGUCAAAGAGUGUGAGUGUUUUCUGCCGUCAUUGAUCGAAUCUUGCUGAAACACCGCCCCUUUUGUCUUCCGAAUACAAAAGACUUAGGCCAGGCAGCAUAAGCAUCUUAUGACUAUUUUAGAUAAAAGGGGGCGUUUCAGCACUAUUCACUGAAGACAGACAUAUAUCUAUGUAUUUCUACUUCACCUUCCAGAAUCCUCUACAUGUACUAUUUGUUUUUUGUAUCGUAACGAAUAAGGUGCCAAUAGUGAAAAUUCAGAAAUUAUCUCAAGAUGGAUGAGGCUUAUGGAGCAAAUGUUUUUAAUCAGAGCAAAAUGGAGAUUUUGCAUCAAUACUUAGAGAAAGUUUCUUCAAUGGUUUUCGUGACUAAGUUAUAUACUACCUCUUUGCUAUUAAUGAAUCCCAUGACACAUAAACAUAAAUUGUAUAUAGUUUGAUUUGAAUGUAAAAUUGUAGUUUAUAAGUCUAUCCUGUUUAAUCUGUACACUUUUAAGAGUAAAUUUCCAGUAAGAUCAGGUUGAUGCAGAAUUUAGUUGGUAUUUUGAAUAUUACAGGAUAAAUUCGCCUGAAAUAUUUGUUAGAACAGCAUAACUGAUAUUAUGGUUAUUGUUGGUUGAGUCUUGCAUUAAUGACACAUACACCAGGUUUUACAAAGGCCGAUUCAUUACCUGUUGAUGUUAUUCAUUAUCUAGAGGUCAUAUUCAUAAACCUUGUGGUAAUAAUUACCCAUUACCUCAUGGAGAUUUACAUUUUGUAGUGGUAAUAUCUAUUACCCUCUGGUAACAACAUUUUUCUGAUAGAGGAAUUGCAAACUGAAAAUGGCAGGAUAUAUCAAAGCUAUCCAGGUUUCAUCAUAAUUCUUCCAAGAAAAAUAUUUAAUUUUGUUCAGGGGUUAUCAUAUUAUAGACCAUCUAGUUCUUUUCCAUAUGCUGUCUACGGCCUCCACUCACCAUUGGUACACUCUCUGUCAAAAGUAAAUGGCCCGUUGUUUUUUCUUUCGUAUUUCUAAAGAUAUGCCUAGGUUGAGGCUUAAACUGUAUUUUGUUAUCAUCAAAUGUCACGUUUGAAUAUCGAGAUGUAAAAAUUGCAUUAGCAGAAAAGGAUACAUACCUUCAGAGUCCUGAGAGACAAACUAUUGGGUGUUUACUUUUGACAAAGACUGUACUUCUGACUUGACGUGAAUAAUCUGGUCAAAGUCGUCUCUGACCUAGCAAUGUAUAUUACUUUUAUUUUGUGAUUAUUGCAUUAUUUGAUUGUUACUACCUCAAGACGACUCACCCGCAGACGCUGCUACUCAGUGUAAACAAUACCUCAUGCUUUGACCAAUCACAGGCUGACACGAUCAAUAACAAUGUGUAUCAUUUUAGGUUGGAACAUGUUGCUUCGAGAGACUUGUGUAAAGUCUCCUACUACAUUGGAUUUUGAGCAGAUAUCGGAAAAUUUGCAAAAACCCUAUCAUAAUGUAUAUGGCACUGUCAACUCCCCAGGUAUUUGAAUGUUUUGACUUCUCUUACCUCAAAUACAAGAUGGCCACCCUAAUCCAAGAUAGCCAGCCUAAUUCAAAAUGGCCACCCUAAUCCAAAAUGGCCGCAGAAUUACCUGAAACCUGCUUGAAAUUAAAACCUUAAAUGUUUGCAUUGUUGUCGUUCUGUUUGCAGUCUUAGGCGUGUGAACUGGUCAAGUGGCCGGAUCAACACUAGCAGACUCCAGCUCACAAAGGCAGCGUUGUACAGGCAGACGAUUGUGUGUUUUUUUUCAUAGUACAGAUAAGAGCUGACUGGGGCAACAGUUCUGUUGCUCGGUUGGUGGAUUGUUUUUGUAGUACAGAUGAGGAAGUUUGACACAGCAUUACUCUUUUAGGACUUUGGCGGUGUUCAGUUUUAUACUGGAAUUAUUGUACUACUAUUGUGUCACCAGUAGUGACUGUAUAAAUGUACAUGCUACUUUGCAUAAAUGCACAGGAUAUUGUGCAUAAAUGCACAGGGUACUUAGCAUAAAUGUUGAUGAUCCAAACAGUUGCUAGAUAGAUAAACAGUCAGGAGAACAUGAUGACAAGAUCAUUUUGAGUGGGCCGUCAGCAAUUUAUAGUUUUAAGACCAUUAGUCCUUUAAGGGUAGUGCUGGCCUCUGGAGUGUACUUGGAUAAGUGACUGUUAGGUGUGGUAUGCCGCAAUGCUAACUUCGACAAUACUUCUUUUGCAAAAACUUACUUUGAAAUGCUUUAUUCGGUAACCCAACGAGGUCACAACUGCUUUUGUGGCAUAGUUCUGACAGAAGUGGGGCUAUUCCCUGUGAAUUUGGAAAAUUUCAAAACUUUCAUCAUUAACGGGCAAGAAUGUACUUUAUAAAUAUGAAAAAAUUAUGUGCCAUAGCCUUACUGCUGAAAAUGAGAAUAGAUUAUUGUAUUUAAAUCUAUAUCAUCUUGACGCAACAUGAAAUCUCUUUAAUCAUGAUUAAAAAAGUUUGAUAUUUGAAAAUAAGUAUCCAUAUUGCUUAUUGAUUACCUCUAAUGAUAGCUGUUUAUGAUACAUUACAUUUUGAAAUUAAUUUAUUGCAAAAAUAAAGUGCCAUAUCAAUAAAUAUCGAAAGCCAGAGUUAUGUGCUGUCAUUUUCUGCCCUGGAGACAAAUUAAAAUUAUGAAAUGAAUAUCUAAGUUUUUGUAUUGUUUGUAUGUAUAUAUAUUCUGUUCAUCUUUGAGUAUGCUAAUUACCCUCCAUGUGCUAAUUAAUUUGGUUUGUGCUGGGUAAGAUGACGCUUUUCAUUUACACCUUUCAGUCAAAAACUUAACCAAUGAUUAUUUUUGGCAGCAAGGUGAUUUAAAUGUGCAUGCCACUUACGAACCUUUGGUGUCAGUCUGACAUUAAACUCGAUAGUGCUUGAUAUGUUUUCACACAAUACCAUAGCAUGAAUAUUGAAAAACUUCCAAGUCGUCUAAACGGUUGUUGGGAGUAUGACUCAACGGUUACAACCAUAAACCCAGGGAUACAUUCUAGUCUUGCCACUGAACAAUAGGUGGCACAAUAAUCUUCCAACGGGUAAGUUUGUGUACUAUAAAUUGCAAACUUCUUUUCUCGGGUAAAAUUUGAGUAAGGUGUGAAAAUUAUGAGUAUUGUAGAUUUUCUGCAUAACCAAGUGUAAUAUACCAUUUGUAAAUGUUUUGCGCUGAGGACUAUUUUGAUGUUGGUUAUUCAGAAAGUCUACAGAUGGCACUUGAUAGAUAAAUGACGAUUAUUUUUGUGAUUUUGUUCACAGUUUGUGAGUUUCAGAGCUGUGAAAGAUCAUCAACCAUUGGCAUAGUGAACUGAAUUCUGUGCAGACUGGCAAACAGAAGAAAUAGGAUUAAAAACUGUCUGUUUGUGGUAGUAGCUUUAAAAGGUUUCAACUUUCUAAAUCAUCUUGAUGAGCAUUUUGGUUCAAUCUCAUCCUGUAGUAGGUGAACCUGAAUUUGUGUUGGGUUAUUAAAAGGAACUCUUGAAAUCUACUCUUAACAGAUUAUGUCAUUGUUACUCGUGGUAUCUUUGUGGAGUCGUUUACAAUGGACAUUUGUAAAUGAGGAAUAAAAUAUACAUUUUAUGAAUGAAUACGUA